UCAGUUGGAUGCAAAAUAAGCUUAAUGGAAAACAAGGGAACAACACCAAGCCAAAUGCAGUGAUUUCAGCUACUCGCCAUGUGAAACAAGAGUCUCGGGAGGAAUUUAGCGAUUGGCCUCAUGGGCUGCUAGCAAUUGGAACAUUUGGCAACAAAGAGCUCGGAGAAAGUAAUGAAAUCCAAGAUGCUGAAGAGGACCACCUUGUUGAAGAGGACCCGUCUUCAUCCCAUGAUUUACAAGAUUUCACUCCCGAGGAAAUUGGGAAAUUGCAAAAAGAGUUGACAAAGCUUUUAACAAGAAAGCCAACUUCUCAAGAUAAAGAAAAGGAAACUGCAAAUCUUCCAUUGGAUAGAUUUCUUAAUUGUCCAUCGAGCUUGGAGGUAGACAGAAGGGUCAGUAAUACAGCAAUCGGUGAUGUGGAUGACAAAGAAGAUGACAUUGAGAGGACAAUCAGUGUUAUACUUGGUAGAUGCAAAGACAUUUGUGAAAAUAAUAAGAAGAAAGCUAUUGGGAAGAAAUCAAUCUCUUUCCUCCUCAAGAAGAUUUUUGUUUGCAGGAGUGGGUUUGCUCCACAGCCAAGUUUGAGAGAUACACUUCAAGAAUCAAGAAUGGAGAAGCUUUUGAGAACAUUGCUUCACAAGAAGAUUAACCCACAAAGUACUUCCCGGGCAUCAUCAAUGAAGAAAUAUAUCGAGGACAAAAAGAUUUCAAAGAAGGAAAAGGAAGAUGAUGAAAAGCAAUACAAGACAAGUGAUGGAUCUAAAUGGGUGAAGACAGAUUCAGAAUAUAUUGUUUUAGAGAUUUAA
Molecule: messenger RNA, 806 nt
Organism: Populus nigra (black poplar)
Lineage: Eukaryota; Viridiplantae; Streptophyta; Magnoliopsida; Malpighiales; Salicaceae
Product: protein DEEPER ROOTING 1-like
Exons: 4
Coding region: 9-806 (265 amino acids)
Biological process (GO): regulation of growth; gravitropism
Source: RefSeq, a predicted model, not a curated record